Molecule: messenger RNA, 3480 nt
Organism: Episyrphus balteatus (marmalade hoverfly)
Lineage: Eukaryota; Metazoa; Arthropoda; Insecta; Diptera; Syrphidae
Product: mucin-5AC-like
Exons: 5
Coding region: 146-3394 (1082 amino acids)
Molecular function (GO): protein dimerization activity
Source: RefSeq, a predicted model, not a curated record
AUUUUUUAUGAAAAUUCUUUUUCUUGUAAACAACAAAUUAAUUUAUUUAUUUUUGCAAUCUUUAACUUGCUUUUUGAAAAAAAUGCAACAAAACAAAUGUAAACAUUUUUAAAAUCACAAUAAAAAAAAUGCUACGCAUAAAGCUAUGACUAAAAAGCCAUCUGAAAAGAAUAAAGCUUGGGAAAAAGACAGACGAGACCGUCUUAACAAAUCUUUCGAUGAGCUAGCAAAGCUAUUACCGAAAUUCGACAAGUCAAUUGUUUGGAGUAAAAUCGAAAUCAUCCAAAAGGCAAUCACAUUUAUUGCCGAUUUACAUAAACGUCUGGAAGAUUACCUCACAGCAAAAGAUCCCGAGUUGCUCAAAGAAUAUAAAGAAUUUGUAAAUUGUUUACGAUUCUAUCAGGAACGCAAUGCACAGUUGACGGAGUUGUUAAAGAAGUCAAAGGUCACAUUGCCACCACCACCGGUUGCAUUGCCACAAUUACUUGUCAAUAAACCAGAACUAUUGCCAAAUCAAGAAAAUGUCGAGGUUGCUCAGUUACCAAAGCCCAAAAGGCAAAGGAAUCGAACGAAAAAAGUUAUCCCAGAUUCUGCUGCUGCCAAGAAAUCUGACGAAGUCAAGGAGAAAAAAGAGACACCCGCUGAAGAUAGUCCAGAAAAAGUUGUAGUUGAGAACAAACCAGUAAAACCUGAAGUGAUAACAAAACCUACAGCAAUUAUCACUGCAUUUGGCCGAGAAACUCUUAACGAUGCAUCAAAAACUCCAACUCCUGCUCAACUUCCACCCUCAGUGCCUGCAAAACCUCUCCUAUUGCGCAUACGUAAACUUCGUAAAAACCACCAACGACUGAAACUAAUUGCAAGACCAAUGUUCCGCAAAUGUUAUCCACAUCCAAGUCGAAUGCUUAAAUGGAAUUUCGAUAUUGUUUCAAAUAGAAAAUUGCCCACAAAGCAACGAAGUCGACGUCAAAAGGCUGCAAAAAGAAUGCUCCACCAGCAAAAAGAAAAACCAACAAAACAACUCAAAGUUGAAUUCAAUUCAGAACCAUUAAGAGAGCAAUCAGUUUCUCCUACAGCGGCAUUUCUUUUAUCCUUUCCUGUAGUCACAUCAUCAAUGUUGGGUGGGAAAAAUGUUGAAAAUACAGAUAGUUCUGUAAACUUGGAGAAUCUUAAUAAUUUCUUCACUACCGAAGAAUACAGUAAAUUCUGUGAUCAAAAUACUGUUGUAGGUGAGAAAAUUCUAUCACCACUUCCAGUUGGAAAUGAAGACAACAAACCAUUGGUUACUGAAAAACCAAUGACUGUUUUUACUGUUUCUGCAAUAACACGUCCAUCUGCACCAAAAAAGAUUCCUGAAAUUAAUGGAAGUCGGGUAACUGGGAUUCCAACUACGCCAGGUUUUGAUAGUUGCUUCAGUUUCAAUAGCGGAAAUCCAAUGAUUGGUUCAACGAGUAUGUGUGGCUCAUCAAAUAGUCAACAGGUCACAUCAAAACAAUAUGUGGCUCCGAAUCCAGCUCCCAUAGCAGCUUUUCCAACUUCAGUAACUUCUCUAGCCAACAAGUUACCUAUCAAGCAAGAACAAAUCCAUAUUCCACCUGGUCCAGUACCAAGCACAUCUAGUUCAUCGGAAAAAUUCUUCCCCAGAUACAAUCAUUCGACUUUAAACUCUCUUAGAAAUGCAUUGCAAACACCAUCGAAAGUUUUAAAUCCAUCUCAGUCUAACACUGCCCAAAAAGUACCAUCCGGACAGGGUAUUUUACCUACAAAAACAAAUUGGUCAGUCAAAUCAGAAACACCAAGAGGUAAAUCCAUAACGAACCAAACCAAAUCUUUAAUACAAUCAUCCUUAUCAAAUCUCAACAAUUCGAAAAAUUCUCCUGCAACUAAACCAACCAACAAAAUGCCCUUUUCAUCUCCAACAAAAAAUUUCUUUUACGAUUUUCCAACGCAAAACAGAAAUGCAUCGUCUUCUCUGUCGGCAGAUCCUUUGAUAUCUGCAUCGACGGCACCAGUCAAAUCAAAUAAUUCCGUUAAAACGGAAUUUCCCUGGAUUCCACCAAACACAUCGAUAUCAAAUGCAUGCAACCAAAACAAUACCCUCUUUACUCCAUUCGAUCUGGCAACCAUAGUCUGUGAUUCAUUAACAUCGACAAGUUUUACAUUUUCCUUGGCGACAUCAAAAUCUUCCGAACCCACUGUGGUCGAGGCAGGAAACAAGACGGGUUCCAACAAUAGAUGUAAUCAAAUGAAUCUAUUUCUUCCAUACGAAGAGGCACAAUAUACGCCAACCUUUUCACUACCGCAAACUCGAUCAACUGAAACCCAAAGAGAAUCCUCUUGGAAGUCCUUGGAGAAGCCCAAAGAUGCAGCUGCUGAUCAAAUUUUCUAUGAUUGCGAGCAAAGUAAACCUCAACAAAAGUCACACGUUAACUGGAUGACAUCACCAACAACUGAUUAUACUCCAACGCCAACUACAGCACUUCCUUUGCCUCCGAUGGAUUUUGGAAACCAAUUUACAGGUAGUUCAACAAAUUUUGAUCUCAGUUUUGGCUGCAGGAAGGAUUCAUAUGACGAUGACAAUCAGUUUAUCAAUUGGUCACCGACAAAGCCGUUAAACGCAGAUUUUUCUACGGCAUACAGUUUUGAGAAUUUUGGUUCAAACGAAGCGCCACCCAACAAAACAGUAAAACAGAUAUUUUCUGUUAGUCAAUUGGUUGAUCAAACACCUUCUCAAGAUAUUGUUUCUCCUCUAAAGAAGGCAAUGCCAAAGGUUUCUGGAGAAAAAUCAACGACGACGGUGAAACAAACUUUCUCUAAUAUCUACUCUGCCGAAUCGCUUAUAGCAAAGAAGGACAAUAGUCGUUUCUAUAAUCCAGCCGAGUCUGCAACAAACACUCAAACAGAUUACCAUAAUUCAAAUAGUUACUUCUUUGGCUAUCCCAAUACUCAGAAUUGUUCUGAGAAUGAUUACUUAGGUGCAGGUGGAUAUUCUUCAUCACAACAAAUGGUUAAAUCGAAUUCAAUACAUCCACCAGUAGCUACAGGAGUAGGAGCAGUGGGAGUUAAUUCGUCAUUUGACUCUACAGCAACAACAACCAACUAUUUCUCCCACACAAUCUCAUCGAACAACAAUGAUCCCUAUGAUCCAACUUAUUUCCCCAGUAGUAACUACAAUCAAAGUUGGAAUCAUCCAACAAGUCAUACAGUUGGCAGCAAAGCUAGCGCUGCUACUACCUCUUCAUUGAAUAUUUUCAAUCAAAGUCAAUUUGGGACAUUACAAGAAACAUCAUCAUCAUGUCAACAAAAUUCAAAUGUAUCUGGAAAUCUAACUAAUUUCAAUUUGAGUUCAAUAUGCCCGGAGAUUGAUGGAAAAGAUGGAUCCAAUGAGUGGUAGAAUUGAAAGUUUGUAGAAAUUAAGAAAAAAAACAAAAUUGUAAUUAUGUAUAUUUUUUAAAUAUUUAAUAAAAUUAUUAUUAAACA